UACAUUUUUCGAAAAAUCGCUAUUUUGUAUGAAACCGAUUAUUUUAUUUUUGAUUUAAUCGCUUAUGAGCUACGCGGGAAUUGGGAUUAUUUCUAACUUCUGUAGGUUGGCAUGAGCCAUUGAUUUUUUUUCUUAUCAGAUUCGCUGUUAUCAGUUGUUAUCAAAAUCGGGAAAUCUAUACCCGUCCCAUGAGCCAUGAGGACACAUCCGAAUGACUUGUUGCCACGUCGAAUACAACAAGUAACACAUGAACAUCAUUGCAUCAGCUUCCUAUCUUAGUACUACAUUACUCACCUCUGUAUUUAAAGUAAAAUUUUUGAAAUUUCACAAGACAAAGGCAAAUAUAAGUAUUUACUGUAUUUAGCAUAAAGAAGAAACUCAUAGUGUCAGUCAUCUGUCGCCAGACUUGAGGUUAUCUUGAUGAAUACCAUGGAACAAUUUAAUGAAAAAGAUUUCGCUAGGUUCAUCAAACGUCACCUAGAAAAAAAUAGAAAAAUAAACGGACAGAUAAGCUGGCUACAAAGCGUAAUGCUAUACAUUCAUAUACGCUAUGACCCUCUUGGUCGUUCAACAAGUGUUGGACGUAUAAUUCUUUCUGCUGAAGAAGGUACUACAGAAAGUAGAAUCAGGAACUACCAUAGUUACCUCAGCAUUGAAAAAAUGAAUAUGGUGGCUACUGCAAUAAUGAAGGACAUAGUUUAUUAUUAUGCGAGAAUGAAUUUUGCUGAAAAGAAUACUUGGUCUAUAUUUGUGGUAAAAUGUCUGUCAAUCCCCAGAGAACAACUAAAACGAUAUGCUUAUUUAAUUGAGGAUUAAAAGACUAAAAUUAUUAGCUUAAAUAUUAGAUUCAUAAUAGUUAAUUUCAAUAAUUCUUCCUGAUGAAAGUAUCAUUAAUGGGUGUUUUUCAUGAAAAACUACAUGUUU
Molecule: messenger RNA, 924 nt
Organism: Myzus persicae (green peach aphid)
Lineage: Eukaryota; Metazoa; Arthropoda; Insecta; Hemiptera; Aphididae
Exons: 4
Coding region: 421-816 (131 amino acids)
Source: RefSeq, a predicted model, not a curated record